AUGGCGCUCGACGGCGAGAACAGAGACGGUGGCUCCGCCUCCGUGAGAGUCCUCAAGCAUUGCCUCGAAGAUGUAGACUCAAUAAGCUCUUUGCCUGAUGUGAUCCUCCAAGAAAACCUCUCCUUAAUUCCGACCAAAUUCGCCAUAAGAACAUCGGUCUUGUCCAAACGAUGGAGGCAUGUUUGGUCCGAAACACCUUCCCUCGACUUCGAUGAUUGCUAUAAACUAGAUGUUGAUUUUAUAGACAAAACCCUAGCUCUCUACAGGGCUCGCAAGAUUAUGACUUUUGACCUCUGGAUCACCAACGGAAUCAAUCUUCCUUACAUUGAUGGAUGGAUCAAGUUCGCCAUGUCCCGAAACGUGGAGAAUCUGUUUCUGAGUUUCGAUUUUCGGUUAUAUGAUGUUCCUGAUUACUUGUACAUCAAUUCCUCUGUCAAGCAACUCUCCAUUGCUAAGAUUCUUUCUGGUUGUCCGAUUAUCGAAAGCUUAACAUUGCAUUUUUGUGAUCAACUGAUGGUUCUUGAUCUCACCAAAUCACCGAGUUUGAAAAUAUUGGAAAUCCAUGGUAGCAUUUGGGCUAAAGUAGACAUUUGCUUUUGCUCACUUAAAGAGAUAAAGGCUAAUUUCCUUCUCGACACGGUGCUCAAGUGUCUUUACAAGUUGCAGAAUGUAGACAAGCUUACCUUUGGGGCAAACUUUCUUAAGGGCCGCGGUCUUCCUUUUCCGAUGUUCAAGGCUAAAGCUUUGACUCUCGAGACAACGAUCUCUAAAUACGUUAUUCCUGUACAGGGUGAGUAUGAUCCCACGUACUUGCGUUGCAUGAAGCUGGAUCAUUGCUCGAUCUUUGCAAAGAUUUCCCGUCGGAAUGUAGAGUCAAAGCAUGUGGCUUCGUUCAUGGAACUUAUGAUUAAAACCACAAAGAAAUUAGAGAAGAUGGUCGUAAGGUUGGAAAGUUAUCUUGAUGGAAGAGGUUUCGAAGAAUUGCUUGAGAUGGUUCCAAUGCUUUCUCAAAACAACAAUGUCUCCAUUGUGCUUAGCUCAACCAAGCCGAGACAGAGUCUUUAG
Messenger RNA from Arabidopsis thaliana (thale cress), 1065 nucleotides. Its product is annotated as F-box family protein. Lineage: Eukaryota; Viridiplantae; Streptophyta; Magnoliopsida; Brassicales; Brassicaceae. The coding region runs from base 1 to 1065 and encodes 354 amino acids. The record is from RefSeq and is marked reviewed. The transcript is spliced from 5 exons.